UUCCACAGUGAGCAUAUAGUAACAUACGAAAUCAAUACACUUCCACAUAAAAAUUUGACUAGUGAACUAUUAAAAAUGAGUGAUACUUUCACCGAUGCUGGUAAUUACAACAGAACUCCGGCUGCAUCAGGAAACGCCACUGCUGAUUCAUCGGUAAUAAGUAACGUCAAAGAAAUUUCUUACUAUGACGUGUCUGGUGAAAAAUAUUUGACAAUAUUCAAUCACUAUUGUUAUAAAAAUACCAGAUAUUUUCAAUAUAAAAAACCAUCAUCACGCAUUGGCACAAACGAAGAUGUCAAAAGAUUGACAAAUACAUUCCAAAAUAUGGAUUACAAAGUUACUUGUCAUGAUGAUAUGGACUAUGGCGAUAUUAUAGACAAAAUCAUAGAAAUAAGUAAGCAGGAUCAUAAAGAAACAUCAUGCCUGUGCUUUGCAUUUUUAACACAUGGGCUAAAAGGCGGGGAUCUCUUUGCAGCCGACCGACCUUAUCAGUUCAAAGAUGUGACAAUAUUACUUGAAAAUGGACAUCCAAGUCUCGUCGGCAAACCGAAGCUCUUUUUCAUUCAAGCAUGCAGGGGUGACCAGAUAGACAGUGGCCGAAAGGUGGUAAUUGAUGGACCUGAAGUGUCAGUAAACAUUCCUACUCACGCGGAUUUUUUGGUUUUGUACUCAAGUGUAGAAAAUUUCGUGUCCUAUAGAGAUAGAGAUGGUUCAUUCUUGGUCCAGGAACUCUGCGACAUUAUUGAAGAAUAUCACCAAGAGUGGGAUAUUUUGCAUAUUAUUACACUGGUGCAGAGAAGAAUAGCCUACUAUAGAGCAACAUUUUCGCCAGCAAACCUCUCUAUACAUGAGAAGAAACAAAUGCCCGAGACUCGUUUUUCUUUGACAAAAUUGUUUAAAUUUAGAAGUUAAGGAUAAAGAAAGAAAUGAAUAAAUAAAGAAUAAGUAAGAAAGAGAAUGUAAUUACAACGUUCUAAGAGACGAAACUUUAUACAUUAUUAUUUUAUAUUUACUUCAUGCAGGAUAUUUUUCGUAUA
Pararge aegeria (speckled wood butterfly) is the source of this 1037-nucleotide messenger RNA. It is a transcript of the gene ICE, whose product is annotated as caspase-like. Lineage: Eukaryota; Metazoa; Arthropoda; Insecta; Lepidoptera; Nymphalidae. Gene Ontology annotation, molecular function: cysteine-type endopeptidase activity. Gene Ontology annotation, biological process: proteolysis. Bases 76 to 912 code for a protein of 278 amino acids. The record is from RefSeq and is a predicted model, not a curated record. The transcript has 6 exons.